GGCUAUAAACAAUACGCAAAAACCGAACGUCAUAGACCAAACAAUAAAAAUAACGAAUGCACAAAAUUUUAAAGUUAAACAAGAUUAUAAAUCGGGAAAAACAACAAUGAUGAGAGUGAAAGGAGAAGAAUCGAAAUAUCCAGAUUCAAAAUCGACAAAUAGGAUUAUAGAUGAAGAAUAUAAAAAGACCAUGGCGACUAUGAUGAAAGCGCAAGUACCUCGAAAAAAUCACAUCUUCAGGAAUUGGCCACAAACACAUCAAGGGUUGCCGAGUAGUAUCAAGACGACAAACAUCCCAAAAACCUCAAGUAACCUCUCAACUACUAGAAAAUACGAGACGAAUCUAGUGAAGAAUUCACCCAAUGAUCUUAUUUCUACGGGUAGUAAAAUGAUGGCUCUCUUCUCGAAAAUGCUACAAGACGCAAAGAAGAUGAAUGAGAGGAAAAAUAUGAUGAAAAAAAGAAGGAUAAGAGGUUUGAUUCCAGAUAAGAUGAGGUGAUAUAU
Coccinella septempunctata (seven-spotted ladybird) is the source of this 504-nucleotide messenger RNA. RefSeq lists its product as uncharacterized. The coding region runs from base 107 to 499 and encodes 130 amino acids. NCBI's taxonomy places the organism in Eukaryota, Metazoa, Arthropoda, Insecta, Coleoptera, Coccinellidae. The transcript has 2 exons. The record is from RefSeq and is a predicted model, not a curated record.